CGUCGUCCGGCCCAAAAUAUCUCACAAAGCGCCGGGACCUCAAACCGAUUUCAAUCGUCUAUUUAAAGAAGAUGUCGACAAGAGUUUGGCAAAUCUUCCGAACGCAAUCAUGAUUUGGGAGGUCGCUAGAUCCAUCCAAAGAUUGCCAGAAGACCAGCAAAAAACCAUCAUUACGGGCCACCCGCACGAGGAUCCUUUGCGUUUUGGGAUACAGUUAUCCGGUCUCUUGUCAUCCCCCACAGAUGUCGAGGGAGCUGAUCCUGAGCUUCUCGCUCUCAUCCGCUCCACUGAAGCAGAGCUAAAGGCCGAACAGGACAAAGUUGAUACACCACCCGCAUCCAUUGCAGAUAAUGCUCGAGAAGUCAUCCGGCGAAUACUUGCUAGGGGUCAAGUCCGUUUUGGCAUCAAUAUCUCACUUGACGAUGGACAAACAAACUUUGCACAAAGAUUGAAACCAUGUAAAAUCAGUGAUUCAAAUAUUUGGCAGCGGACUUAUGGGUCAGAUUGUUUCCUGCGGGUUCGUUUGAGUGAGAAUGUCCUUCACGAAGCUGGCAAGGGGCGUAAAGAGCAGUUGGGAAGAAAACUGUGGAAACUCCUCAAUCGAACCAUCAUCUUUGCACAAAAAGAAUAUAAGGCAGCAGUGUUGAAAGAGGAUAUAAUCUGGUUCUUCACGUCACCCCAAAGUCCUGCUCCUCCUCUUACCAUACGUGACCUGGUAGAGAAAGAUAUGCCGAUCCGCUUGAAUGAUGGGAUGCGAAUCUCAAAAUUCCCCAGCUUUCAUGAGUCGAAUUUCUCAAAGACUAGAGCUUGGGUACAAGCCAUUUAUUCUUCUGAUGAUUCUCUUGUCUACGCAAAUAACUCAGCUAUUGUUGAAGGAGCUCACGUCGACCCAAGCGCAUCAUACACUGGACAACGCUACAGUUGGAGGAUGUGCAUGGAACCAGACAUGAUAGAAGGAAAGUCAAUCCAGAUGCGCGAAAGCGAACGAACCCGGACUGGUGGACAAACCCUCACAAUCAGCUUUCGUGCUAUCGUAUAUAAUCAAGAGGUUUCUCGGUGGGACGAGAAAGAAGGAUCGAUAACUAUACCAAGGCGUGAAAUUCAAUUUGUUCAGAUGAGUACAGCUCCUGCAGUUAUGACCGACGGAGCCGCAGCGAUCAGUAAAUUUGCUGCUCAAAAGAUAAAGGAUAGUUUGGGGAUGAAUUUCCUUCCUUCGGCUUUCCAAGCCCGGAUCAUGAAAGCCAAGGGUGUCUGGUAUCUCUCAAGUCAUGAUUCAAUCGAAGAGGAUGAAGAAUCCAUGUGGAUCGAGAUUCGAGACAGCCAAUGGAAGGCUGAUGUUUCGUACGGUCAUGACGUGGACAUUCCAUUCAAUUUGGUCCGAUCUUCGCGCCACGCCAAGACAGGGCAUGUCUUAGCGUCGCGAAAAGUACCUGUCUCGACUUUCACCGACCUCUUGAAGCUCGAACUCCUCACCGUGUUUAAUUCUCUAACAGACCUGAAUCAUCUGAUGGUCACUUCCUAUUUAGACAAUCAUGCUGAAGUGCAUAUCAACACGGAAGAUGUAGAGGAUUUGUCAGAGAGGCUUUCAAGACGACCUUUGGAUGCCAUUACAUCGGUCUAUGCCAUGCCUGACCCGACGGGAACUUUGAAGGAGGGCGAGGUAUUCUUACAGCUUUCACAUUUCGUGGAUCAGGAUACAGCUUUACCAAUACAAGUUCUUCGAGGAGAGUGUAUCGUUGCUAGAUCGCCUUGCGUACAUCCAUGCGACGCUCGCAAGGUGACAGCCGUAGCUAAUCAAAACUUGGUGCGUUAUGAUGAUGUGCUGGUAUGCUCGGUCCUCGGAGAACGGUCUCUACUGGACUAUCUGUCCGGCGGUGAUACCGUCACAGUCAUCUGGGAUCCACAUAUCACCGAACCGUUUGUGAAUGCGGAUGUCGGAGAAUGUAUCUCUCAAAAAGAGCUUAAAGAAUACGAAAAGUAUUUCGAAGUCUCCACCAUUAACUCUAUUUCCAACUCCAAAGAUAACGCGCACCAUAGUUCUCUGACUAGCGGAACUGUCAAAGACUACGUACAUCUGGAUGACAAUGGUAGUACUAGUUACGAAGACGCCCUGAGAAUGUCUCAGUUGGUGACUCUCUUUCAAUCUACGGAUUUUGGGCGCUACUCGCAGAUGCACAAAGUGCUUGAAUAUCUAUAUGGCGUGGGUGAUCCCAGAACACAAAAAUUUGGUUACGUAUACAUCAGAUGUCUGGAUGCUGCUAAGCAAGGUAUCUCGCUGUCUACAAAGGCGCAUACUAUGUUGAAGAAGGAGUUUGAAUCAUUACCGGAGCUCAGCAAUCAUAAUAUGAAAGAGGUGAUACCUCUUCCUCCUUGGACGCAAAUGCUCCAAGCGGGUGACCGAGAAGAGAGGGUGUGGUCUGAAAGUAGAAAACAAAGGAUUUACCUUCCCAGAAAGUCCACACACGUCUUGGGCAAGUGA
Molecule: messenger RNA, 2479 nt
Organism: Melampsora larici-populina 98AG31
Lineage: Eukaryota; Fungi; Basidiomycota; Pucciniomycetes; Pucciniales; Melampsoraceae
Exons: 18
Coding region: 110-2479 (789 amino acids)
Biological process (GO): siRNA processing
Cellular component (GO): nuclear RNA-directed RNA polymerase complex
Molecular function (GO): RNA-directed RNA polymerase activity
Source: RefSeq, a predicted model, not a curated record